GGAGCGGGAGCGGCCGCAGCGCGAUCGCAUCGUCCCCGCGGGGCAGCACCGGACACCGGGUACCGGCACCGGACACCGGGUAACGGACACCGGGGCACCCGACACCGGGCACGGCCACCGGCACCGGGCAUCGAACACCGGCACCGGGCAUCGAACACCGGGCGCGGGCACCGGACACCGGCACAGACACUGACACGGACACCGGCUCCGGCUCCGCCGCCUCCAGCGCGGCCCGGCCCGCUCCAGGAACAAUGGCAGAGCCAUUCCUUGUGGAGAGCCCCAACGUCACCUACAGCAAGGACUUCAUCGAGGCCAAGUACACGUACAGCACCGUGCACGUCUGCAAGGAGAACGGCGUCACCAAGGUGCGGCCGUGCUCCACCCGCUUCACCUUCCGCACGGCGCGGCAGGUCCCGCGCCUGGGGGUGAUGCUGGUGGGCUGGGGGGGCAACAACGGCACCACGGUGACGGCGGCGGUGCUGGCCAACAGGCUGGGGCUGUCCUGGAUGACCAAGACCGGGUGCAAGGUGGGUGUCCCCAGUGUGACCCCAGAAAGUGUGUGUGGGGGGGGUGUCCUCAGUGUGACCUCAGCGGGGUGGGUGUCCCCGGCUGGACCCUGUGAGACCUCAGCAAGAAAGGGCAGAGGGUCGGAGGAGAUCGGGGGGGGGGGGGGGGGGGGGACGGCCACCGUGGUGCUCUGGGCACCGGCACGGGGACGUACGUGCCUUCCGACAUUGAUGGUGCACCCCAACGACAUCAUCUUCGACGGCUGGGACAUCUCCUCGCUGAACAUGGCGGAGGCCAUGCGGCGGGCGGAGGGUGGAGGGGGGGACACGGGGACACGAGGGAGGUGUGACCACGGCGGUGGUGACACGUCCCCUCCUCGGCCGCGUCCCCAGGUGGAGCAGAUCCGCAGGGACAUCCGGGACUUCAAGGAGAUCACCGGGCUGGACAAAGUCAUCGUGCUGUGGACGGCCAACACCGAGCGGUUCUGUGACGUCGCGGGGCUCAACGACACGGCCGAGAACCUGCUGAGGGCCAUCGAGAAAGGCCUGGAGGUGUCCCCGUCCACGCUCUUCGCCGUGGCCAGCAUCCUGGAGGGCUGUGCCUACAUCAACGGCUCCCCCCAGAACACCUUCGUGCCGGGGGCCGUGGAAUUGGCCGCCCAGCGCCGCGUCUUCAUCGGCGGCGACGACUUCAAGUCGGGUCAGACCAAGCUCAAGUCGGUGCUGGUGGAUUUCCUGGUGGGCGCCGGGCUCAAGACCAAAUCCAUCGUGAGCUACAACCACCUGGGCAACAACGACGGGAAGAACCUCUCGGCGCCGCAGCAGUUCCGCUCCAAGGAGAUCUCCAAGAGCAACGUGGUGGACGACACGGUGCAGGCCAACCCCAUCCUCUACGGGCCCCAGGACAAGCCCGACCACUGCGUGGUGAUCAAGUACGUGCCCUACGUGGGGGACAGCAAGCGGGCGCUGGACGAGUACACGUCGGAGAUCAUGAUGGGCGGCACCAACACCAUCGUCAUCCACAACACCUGCGAGGACUCGCUGCUGGCCAGCCCCAUCAUCCUGGACCUGGCCAUCCUGACGGAGCUGUGCCAGCGCAUCACCUUCUGCACCGAGGCCGAUCCCGAAUUCCAGGGCUUCCACAGCGUCCUCUCCAUCCUCGCCUUCCUCUGCAAGGCCCCGCUGGUGCCCGAGGGCACCCCCGUGGUCAACGCGCUCUUCCGCCAGCGCAGCUGCAUCGAGAACAUCCUGAGGUACCCGGGGGUCCCCCCGUCCUCGUGGGCACCACGUCCCACCUGC
This is a messenger RNA of Pseudopipra pipra, 1805 nucleotides long. It is a transcript of the gene ISYNA1, whose product is annotated as inositol-3-phosphate synthase 1. Gene Ontology annotation, molecular function: inositol-3-phosphate synthase activity. The record is from RefSeq and is a predicted model, not a curated record. Gene Ontology annotation, biological process: phospholipid biosynthetic process; inositol biosynthetic process. NCBI's taxonomy places the organism in Eukaryota, Metazoa, Chordata, Aves, Passeriformes, Pipridae. Gene Ontology annotation, cellular component: cytoplasm.